CCCUUCCCUAUGCAAGCCAUGCUUCUAACCUUCAAAGCUCCAUCGAAUGCAGGUCUAUGCAUUGCAAACUUCACGAGCUUAUCCGCCUGAUCGGAUCUCCGCGUCUGUGAUCCACUUCUAAAGAUGUCAGAGCUUCGAUACACGGCGAACACCCAGCUGGAGCACCUACAUGCUCGCUACACGGGUACUAUUCACCCUGACAUCAACAAGUAUGAGUGGAUCACACACCAGCACCGCGACACGUCGGCCUCGAUAAUCGGGCAUCCACACCUACACUCAUAUGUCGCGCUCGCCGAUGGAGAAUCCAAGGCACGGGUAAAAUUUGAGCUCUGCGAGAGGAUGCUCCAACCAUGUGGACCGCCGCCCGAGGAGCAAGACUAG
Molecule: messenger RNA, 381 nt
Organism: Tilletiaria anomala UBC 951
Lineage: Eukaryota; Fungi; Basidiomycota; Exobasidiomycetes; Georgefischeriales; Tilletiariaceae
Product: putative splicing factor 3B subunit 5
Exons: 4
Coding region: 124-381 (85 amino acids)
Biological process (GO): mRNA splicing, via spliceosome
Cellular component (GO): U2 snRNP; precatalytic spliceosome
Source: RefSeq, a predicted model, not a curated record